Molecule: messenger RNA, 1017 nt
Organism: Echinococcus granulosus
Lineage: Eukaryota; Metazoa; Platyhelminthes; Cestoda; Cyclophyllidea; Taeniidae
Product: 3'(2'),5'-bisphosphate nucleotidase
Exons: 4
Coding region: 1-1017 (338 amino acids)
Biological process (GO): phosphatidylinositol phosphate biosynthetic process
Molecular function (GO): 3'(2'),5'-bisphosphate nucleotidase activity
Source: RefSeq, a predicted model, not a curated record
AUGGAGCCGCCAUUCAUGAUAAAGCUGAUGGCCUCGUCUGUUUCGAUCGCCACGGUUGCGGGAUCAAUAAUUCGUAGGAUUCUUGCAAGUGGCAAACUUGGCAUCGUCGAUAAAGGUGUCAAUGACUUACAGACUCAGGCUGAUCGAAGUGUGCAGCAUUGUAUUGUUACCUCACUUUCCAAAAAGUUCCCAGGAAUUUGCAUAAUCGGAGAGGAGGAUUUAGGCAACAAUGAACAACCCUAUUCUGAGUUAGUGGAGGAUACCGAUCCAUCUGUACUAGCUAAAAACUGUCCAAAGGGUCUGGAAUCUACAACUGUGGAUGAUGUCGUUGUGUGGGUUGAUCCUUUGGAUGGUACUAAUGAAUUCGCACAGGGUGUAUUGGAGCAUGUAACAAUUCUUAUCGGGGUUUCUGUGCAAGGUCGCGCUGUGGGCGGAGUUGUUUGCCAGCCCUUUUACAUGGCUGACUUCCGCGGGUUUAUCGAAAAUGCCGGGGAACAGGAGCGUCAUCCACGAGUCGAGGAGACGCAUCAACGUCUCAUCUGGGGCCUCGAGGGUCUCGGAGUGUUUGGCCUUGCUGGUGAACCGAUUGCCAAAGCGCCCGUCUUUUCCCCCACCACUGUUGAUGAACGUGCCAACUGCAUCGUUUGCACCAGAUCCCACUCAACACCCACCGCUGCUGCUGCUAUUGAAUCUUGCGCUCCCUCCAAGGUCUACCGGUUAGGUGGAUGUGGUUUCAAAAUGCUGAUGUUGCUAGAGGGCGUGGCACACGCCUACGUCUACGCCAGUACAGGCUGUAAGAGGUGGGACACGUGUGCGCCCGAGGCCCUGAUCAACGCCAUCGGCGGUCGAGUGAGUGGCGUGGAUGGACAAAGUUACAGCUACGCGGGCAACGUUCAGCCCAUCGACGCUCGUGGUGUUGUCGCUACUCCUACUGCCGCCUGGCACUCUGCAUACAUCGCCCGAAUACCUCAAUCAGUUGUCGACAGUCUCUGCGCCUUCGCCCCCUCCAAUGAGUAG